UUAAAUAUUUUUAAUUAAUAUCAUUUUCCCCCUUAGAGUCAUAAUAAAACCACAGUUAAAGUUGUUGCUUGGGGUGCCUUUAUUUAAUAUGAGAAACCUGGAUAAAUGAGUAUCUUCUGUUUGGGGGGGUGAGUAUAGGAAUUGAACUCAGGAUCUUGUGUUUGCCCGGCAGGCACAGUACUGCUGAGCUACAUCCCCAACUCCAUCUUUUAAGUUUUAAUAAACGAAUCAGGUAUAUAUUACUGAGCUUUACUAUAUUAACAGUGGAAAGCUGUUGAUAAUCUUGAUUGCAAAGUUAACACAAGUCAAAAGUCAUGAUAAAAAUUAGUGUUUUUCUAGUGCUUUUUUAAUCUUCUCUGACUUGAAUAUUUGUUUUCCAUAGGUCUCUACUAGAAGAUGGCAAAGCCCAGCCAUAGCAGCUAUGUCCUGCAGCAGCUAAACAACCAAAGAGAAUGGGGUUUCCUCUGUGACUGUUGCAUUGCAAUUGAUGACAUUUACUUCCAAGCACACAAAGCUGUUCUAGCUGCCUGCAGCUCUUAUUUUAGAAUGUUUUUCAUGAACCAUCAGCAUAGUACUGCACAACUGAAUCUCAGCAACAUGAAAAUCAGUGCUGAGUGUUUUGAUCUCAUUCUGCAGUUUAUGUAUUUAGGAAAAAUCAUGACAGCUCCCUCCAGUUUUGAGCAGUUUAAAGUGGCAAUGAACUACCUACAGCUGUACAAUGUUCCUGACUGCUUAGAAGACAUACAAGAUGCAGACUGUUCUAGUUCAAAAUGUUCCUCUUCUGCUUCUAGCAAACAGAAUACCAAAAUGAUAUUUGGAGUAAGAAUGUAUGAAGACACCGUGGCUAGAAAUGGCAGUGAAGCCAACAGGUGGUGUGCAGAGCCAAGUUCAACAGUAAACACACCUCAUAAUAGAGAGCCAGAUGAAGAAUCUUUACAAUUAAGUAAUUUUCCUGAACCACUAUUUGAUGUAUGCAAAAAAAGUUCUGUGUCCAAAUUAUCUGCUCCAAAAGAAAGGGUGUCACGACGCUUUGGACGGAGUUUUACUUGUGACAGCUGUGGAUUUGGCUUUAGCUGUGAAAAAUUAUUAGAUGAACAUGUACUGACCUGUACUAAUAGACAUUCAUACCAAAACACAAGAUCUUACCACCGAAUAGUAGAUAUUCGAGAUGCAAAAGACAGUAACAUCAAAGCUGAAUUUGGUGAAAAGGAUUCAUCUAAAACAUUUUCUGCACAGGCAGACAAAUACAGAGGAGACACAAGCCAGGCUCCUGAUGAUUCUGCUUCAACCACUGGAAGCAGAAAAAGCACAGUGGAGUCUGAACUAGCUGGUGAAGAAAAAAGCAGGGCUGCAGAGAGGAAGAGAAUCAUCAUUAAGAUGGAGCCUGAAGAUAUUCCUACAGAUGAGCUUAAAGAUUUUAAUAUUAUUAAAGUUACUGACAAAGACUGCAACGAAUCCACUGAUAACGAUGAAUUAGAAGAUGAACCCGAAGAGCCAUUUUACAGAUACUAUGUUGAAGAAGAUGUUGGCAUUAAAAAAAGUGGUAGGAAAACUCUAAAACCUCGGAUGUCAAUAAAUUCUGAUGAAAGAGGUACUUUAGAAAAUCUGAGGCCCCCUAACAACAGCAGUCCGGUACAGGAGGAUAGUGAAAAUGCCUCUUGUGAGCUGUGUGGACUCACAAUAACAGAGGAGGACCUGUCUUCUCAUUACCUAGCCAAACACAUCGAGAACAUCUGUGCAUGCGGUAAAUGUGGACAGAUCCUUGUCAAGGGUCGACAGCUUCAGGAACACGCACAGAGGUGUGGAGAGCCCCAAGAUCUGACAAUGAAUGGGCUGGGAAAUACCGAGGAGAAGAUGGACAUGGAAGAAAACCCUGAUGAACAGUCUGAAAUAAGAGAUAUGUUUGUUGAAAUGCUGGAUGAUUUUAGGGACAGUCAUUACCAAAUAAACAGUAUCCAAAAAAAGCAGUUAUUUAAACAUUCUGCCUGUCCUUUUCGAUGUCCUAAUUGUGGCCAGCGUUUUGAAACUGAAAAUUUAGUGGUUGAACAUAUGUCUAGCUGCCUAGAUCAAGAUAUGUUUAAGAGUGCCAUGAUGGAAGAAAACGAAAGAGAUCACAGGCGAAAGCAUUUCUGUAAUCUGUGUGGGAAAGGAUUUUAUCAGCGGUGUCAUUUAAGAGAACACUAUACUGUUCAUACUAAGGAAAAACAGUUUGUUUGUCAGACAUGUGGGAAGCAGUUUUUAAGAGAACGUCAGUUGCGUCUGCACAAUGAUAUGCACAAAGGCAUGGCCAGUGGUGAAAUAGGGCCUUCUAAACCUCUGGAGAAGUGACAGAUCUGAAUUUGGAGAGGACAUGGGGAAGAAUCACUCUUCAACAGAUAAUCUAUAAGUGCAGACCCAAGAAUAUCAGAUCUGAAGUGACACCAUCUUUUCUGUCUUCCUGACAAACUUCAUCAACCCCAAAAGUUCCAGUUGCAAAGAUCCAAGAAAGCUCAAUAAUUAUCACUUUGGAAUCACCUUGUCAUAAUAAAAUUUAUUCAUGGUGACUUCUAGCAUUUGUGAAAAACUUACUAAAGAAAUGUAACUGUAAAACUCAUGAAAUCAGCUAUGCUAAAUGAAACUUUCUAUGCUAAUUAUCUUCAAGAGUCCCUUCUAAAAUAAAAGGGCUUGCCAGGCUUCUGUAAAUAUAUAUUAUGAAAUGCACAUUACCUAUUAUGAAAUGCAUAUUACUUAUUAUGAAAUUAGGCAAUUUUAAGAAGUUACAUCCAAAAAUCUGUGAUUAGUCUAAAAACAAUGGUACAGGGAAAAAAAACUUAAGGCCAGUAUUUUAACAAGAUCGUCUAGUUAUUGACUGAUGUAACAUUUGCCCUCCUUCCUUUCUGUGACUAUACCACUCACGUUUGACUUCAUAUUAAAGAAGGUCCUUUUUAAGACUGUUGGAAGGAAAAGCAAAGUAGUAUUAUUUUGUUAGUGGUAAGUUUUCACAAAUCACAGACAUGAGUUUCUUCUGAACCUAGUAAUAUAACCUAGUAAGGCAGAAUUUUUGUUAAACAUUUAUUCUCAAUAUACAUAUACAGCCUCACUCUCACUCUCAGCUUCAAAUUUCAGGAUAAAACUAAACUAAGUGUUGAAACUUUGAUGGUUGGCAUGGUUUAAAACCUCUUAUGGAGGAACUGAAUAUUUUGUGUCUUAACCUGGUUACAAAUGCUUUGCCGCAUGCACACAUGUACAUAUUUCUUAAGGAUGUGACAUGGUCAUAUUAUUUCCUUAUUGUGAAUAUACUUGUAAUUUUACCUUUGGUUAACUAUGUACCAAAUUCCCUAUUAUUUUGUCUUUUGUGCAAUAUCAAGAUGUUAUAUACUUUUAGAAAUGUUUUAUUUUUAUGCUUAUUUCUGCAUAUGUUUUACUAAGGCAUUUCACAAAAAGAUCUAACAUAAAGUGUACUUAAUAGUAUAUACAGAAAGUCAGUCACUUAAAAACCCUACCUGUAAAGUUGGAGGGUAACUUGAAUAUUCAUUCUAAUAAUUAGACUAGCUGAAACUCAGAGAAAGUUCAUUACAAUGGAAUAACAGAUAUGGGGAAAAGGAGAGAAAUUCAAUUAAGAGUUCAAAUACAUAUGAAAGUGCUUUAAGAUAUAAGUUUAACAAAGUCUUAGAGUCUAGAAAAUACUAGAUAAUGUCUUUUGGGAACAAGAAGCAUUUAGAAUUGAAAGCUAAAGAAAAAAAAAAAAGAAAAGAAACAAAAGACACAUUACCAGUAAUUAAAGCUGCCAGAUAAAUAUAGAAAUGACUCAAAAAGUAAUUUUUGAUUGAUGAAUUUUUUAUUGAAAGAAAUUUACUAAAGAAAAAUGGCUUAAAUUUUGACUGUCUUAACUGCAAGUGUAAUGAACUACAAUAAUUUCACAAUAAUUAUAAAUGGUAU
Messenger RNA from Fukomys damarensis (Damara mole-rat), 3918 nucleotides. RefSeq names its product zinc finger and BTB domain containing 1 (gene Zbtb1). The transcript has 2 exons. The coding region runs from base 397 to 2328 and encodes 643 amino acids. NCBI's taxonomy places the organism in Eukaryota, Metazoa, Chordata, Mammalia, Rodentia, Bathyergidae. Gene Ontology annotation, molecular function: protein binding. The record is from RefSeq and is a predicted model, not a curated record. Gene Ontology annotation, biological process: regulation of immune system process; regulation of cytokine production; negative regulation of transcription by RNA polymerase II.